CCUUAGCGUAUGCCAGUCUUAUUUUAACCUCUCAAAUUUGCUGUCAAACCUUAAAGUCUUAAACCCCUAUAAUUUACACACUGAUCUCCAUGUUUCAAGAAUCUUGUUUUGAAUAGACACGAAUCUUAAAAUCAGCAAGUCGUUGACUCUGCAAUCCUCACAUGUACUAAGAUUAUGUUCUUUUGAGCUCCUGAACUAUUAGAAAUGGUGGAUGGAUACAGGAACCAAGCUCCUGAGAAGCUUCAGGGGAAGUAUCAAGCAAUGGUGGUUUGCUGUAUUCUUGGAAUCGGAGGUCUUGUCUCUUGGAACAGUAUGCUCACUAUUGCAGAUUACUACUACCAAGUUUUCCCGGCCUAUCAUCCUUCAAGGGUUCUACCACUUAUAUACCAACCAUUUGCGGUUGCAACAAUCGCCAUUCUCGCAUACCACGAAUCAAAGAUCAAUACUCGAAAACGAAUCCUAAUUGGUUACACCUUAUUCACAAUAUCCACGUUUUUGCUCAUAGUCUUGGAUUUGACCACAAAAGGACACGGUGGAAUCGGUCCUUAUAUCGGUUUAUGUACAAUCGUUGCUUCAUUUGGUAUCGCGGACGCUACUGUUAAAGGAGGACUGGUCGGUGAUUUAUCUUUGAUGUGCCCUGAAAUCAUGCAGUCUCUCAUGGCCGGCUCGGCUCUAGCUGGAGGUCUAACCACAGCGCUUAGGCUUAUAACUAAAGCAGUCUUCGAGAAAUCAAACGGCAGUCUAAGAAAAGGAGCAAUGAUAUUCUUAGCGAUUUCAACGUUCAUAGAGUUGCUCUGUGUGAUACUGUACGCUUACAUAUUCCCAAAACUACCCAUUGUUAAGUAUUACCGCAGCAAAGCCGCUUCAGAAGGAUCCAAAACUGUUGCUGCUGAUCUUGCUGCUGCUGGUAUCCAGAAUCAAUCAGAUUUGACUAAUGAUUAUUCCAAGAAUCAAAGGCUAAGCAAAAAAGAGCUAUUGCUUCAAAACAUAGACCAUGCAGUGAAUCUAUUUCUCAUCUAUGUUUUGACAUUAUCCAUUUUUCCCGGGUUCUUAUACGAGAACACGGGACAACACGGGUUAGGCACUUGGUAUGCGCUUAUCCUAGUCGCAGUCUACAAUUUUUGGGACUUGGUCGGGAGAUACUUUCCGCUGGUGAAAUGGCUGAACCUUGAGAAUAGAAAAGCUCUAACCAUUGUGGUUUUGUCCCGUUAUUUUCUCGUUCCGGCUUUCUACUUCACCGCAAAAUAUGGUGAUAAAGGAUGGAUGAUAAUGCUCAUUUCUGUUUUGGGAUUAACUUCUGGACAUCUCACUGUUUGCAUCAUCACUAUAGCUCCCAAAGGAUACAUGGGUCCGGAGAAGAAUGCGUUGGGGAAUUUGCUGGUGACUUUUAUACUAGGAGGGGCAUUUACAGGAAUUUCAUUAGGUUGGCUAUGGCUUGUUGGUAAGAAAAAUGCUUUAUGAAUUUUCAUCGACAAUUAUUCGCAUGUGAACUUAUUUGGCUUUACCCACUUCAAUUUGUAGACAAACUUUAAUAAUGAACUAGAUGAUAACCCGCGCGCAUACGCGCGGAGUGAGUUCUUAUAAUAAUGAUUGUUUAUGAAAUGAUUUUAACAUUUUGCAA
This is a messenger RNA of Brassica napus (rape), 1621 nucleotides long. RefSeq names its product equilibrative nucleotide transporter 4. The transcript has 9 exons. The record is from RefSeq and is a predicted model, not a curated record. Bases 205 to 1461 code for a protein of 418 amino acids. Gene Ontology annotation, molecular function: nucleoside transmembrane transporter activity. Gene Ontology annotation, cellular component: plasma membrane. Gene Ontology annotation, biological process: nucleoside transmembrane transport. NCBI's taxonomy places the organism in Eukaryota, Viridiplantae, Streptophyta, Magnoliopsida, Brassicales, Brassicaceae.